Messenger RNA from Ziziphus jujuba (common jujube), 1031 nucleotides. Its product is annotated as E3 ubiquitin-protein ligase ATL4. Lineage: Eukaryota; Viridiplantae; Streptophyta; Magnoliopsida; Rosales; Rhamnaceae. Gene Ontology annotation, molecular function: ubiquitin protein ligase activity. The record is from RefSeq and is a predicted model, not a curated record. Gene Ontology annotation, biological process: protein ubiquitination. The transcript has a single exon. Bases 151 to 747 code for a protein of 198 amino acids.
AUAAAAUAAAAAAGUAGCCAAAGAGACUCCACCACCUUGAGCAUCAAACUUUUGCGGAGUCUUUAUAAAGAAGCCAAAGUCUCAUAUGAACCUCCCCUUUUCUUCCUUCUUCCUUUAAUCGUUUUCUACUUUGCUUGCUUUUCUUGGUAUAUGCACGCUUCAAUAAUGGGUCUGUUUGUGGAUGAUCUAUAUUCUGGUAUGAUUGUUACUCAUCUCUUAUACAAAGCAGCUCUUGUAAUUGCUGUUGUGAGAUGGGUUUUGUCUUGGGCUCUCAGACUCAGAAACAGAACCCAGCUUUUGUCAUCCUCUGCCGUUAAUGGCGAUGUGGAUGACGAUAUUAUUGUACAGAGUACUGAUCAGCAGCAUCCUUCUCCUAAUUGUUCUUCUCCUUCUUCUACUUCCUCACAGAUUAUCAGAGACAAUCUCAUACUGACCACCUUCGGAGAUAUCAAGGAAAGACUGCCAAAGAGUUGCCGUUGGGAAACUUGUGCAGUGUGUUUGAACCAGUUGGGGAUGAGAGACGAGGUUAGGGAACUCAGAAACUGUUGCCAUGUUUUCCACAGAGAAUGCCUUGACAGGUGGUUGGAUCAUGAUCAUGAUCAUCAUCACAAAACAUGUCCACUUUGUAGGGCCGCUUUACUUACUCCAUUUCAAUCUCAAUGCUUAAGCUCUGGUGGGGCCAGGUCUCAGCCUAGCUGGGCCGUCGAACGGCUUCUAUAUCUCUUCGGGGACGAUCUGCUUAUCUAAGAUCAUUGUCUUGUUCACCGUCAACCGCUUUCACUACUCCUUUGUUCGGAUCUUUGUAUUAAAGUCUCUAGAGAGUUUUCAUUAUUACAGAUAGGAAAAUCAUAUCUUUAUAUGUAAAUAUAUAUUAUUUAUAUAAAAUAAUUAAUGAUCUCUACCAGUACCACUGCGUAGGCAUGGGAAUUUUGUGGACCAACAUACGGCAAACAAUUAGAAAUUAGAACUAUUAUUGGAGUUUGUGUGUAUAUAUACAAGUAUUUUAAUUUAAUUUAAAAAUCUUUUAUUCA